This is a messenger RNA of Cherax quadricarinatus, 1092 nucleotides long. The record is from RefSeq and is a predicted model, not a curated record. NCBI's taxonomy places the organism in Eukaryota, Metazoa, Arthropoda, Malacostraca, Decapoda, Parastacidae.
UCUCCUGGGGCAGAGCAUGGCUGAGCGACUGACUCGGAGAGGUUGGGCUCGGGCAGUUUUUGGGGCAUGGCUGGUGUUUACUUUCAUCAUUGGCACAGCUUAUAGGGGCAAUCUCACUGCAUCUCUCACGAUACCCAAGUACCCUCCAAGACCUGAAACUCUUGAAGAGCUCAUCAAAGUUACAAAGAGGGUGACAAUGCCACCUUACGGAAUACAGUUCCGAAACUUCUAUAGCCAAUCAGACUCCACGGUGUUCAAAACUCUUGCCAAACAGAUGGAUUUUGUACCAACAGCAUAUGAUGGUCUAAAAUAUGCCAGCGAGCAAAAACGUGCACACAUUGAAGUACGACGGUACUUGGAACUGGUAAUAGCACAAAAUUUCACCCUGGCAGAUGGCAGCACACCCCUCUAUCUUGGCCGUGAAAAUGUUUUCCCAGGACUGUCUGCCUGGCCACUGCCUCAUGAUGCACCCUACAAGUUUCACCUUGACCGCUGCAUUAUGGCCAUCACUGAGGCAGGUCUAUAUGAGAAGUGGAGUCAAGAUGUAAUGGUAUGGGCCAGAAAACAGUCCCCUGUUGGGCAGCAACAGGAUGGUGGUGAAGGUGGUGGUGGUGAUGGUGGUGGUGAUAGCAACACCAAGGCACUAACACUCUCUCACCUGCAGGGACCUAUUUUCCUUCUGCUUGUUGGUUUAGGCUUUGCAUUACUUUCAUUCACAGUAGAAUUUCUAACAGCCUGGUGCCAGAAGCCUAAAGGAACCAAAAAGAUGGCAUGUGGCAAAUUUAAUUAAUUAUUCACAACAGUUUACCCAUUCAGCACAUGCUUAUUUAAAGAAACUUUGUUUAUUAAAAAAGAAAAGGGAUCAAACAUUGCUGAACUUUAAUAAGGAAAUAACUUCAUAAUUUAAAGUGAGGAAAAUGUUGGACUUUUUGUCUAUGGAUUGUGCACAGCAAUUGCACCAUGUAUUAUUACAUUUGCAAAAAAGAUCUAGAGGUGACUUACCAGAGAGCAGGAACUGUACUUCCCACUUCCAGCACCCAAGUUUGGCAAACUAGUUUCCCCAAAUUCCUUCAUGUUACAUUGCUCACACUA